Messenger RNA from Fundulus heteroclitus (mummichog), 3092 nucleotides. RefSeq names its product transcription factor AP-2 alpha (gene tfap2a). NCBI's taxonomy places the organism in Eukaryota, Metazoa, Chordata, Actinopteri, Cyprinodontiformes, Fundulidae. The transcript has 8 exons. The record is from RefSeq and is a predicted model, not a curated record. The coding region runs from base 160 to 1485 and encodes 441 amino acids. Gene Ontology annotation, cellular component: nucleus. Gene Ontology annotation, molecular function: DNA-binding transcription factor activity, RNA polymerase II-specific; RNA polymerase II transcription regulatory region sequence-specific DNA binding. Gene Ontology annotation, biological process: anatomical structure development; regulation of cell population proliferation; regulation of transcription by RNA polymerase II.
CAGCAGCAGCAACAGCACACAGGCAGCUUCAAUAAAAGUAGAUUUCUAAUUUUUUUUUUUAUUUCUUUUUUUUUUUUUUAAAAACCACAGAGCAGGGGGAAGCACAAUUUCACUGAGUGAAAACAAGGCAGCUCAACAUAGGCACUUCCACAAAAAUCCAUGAAAAUGCUUUGGAAAUUAACUGAUAACAUUAAAUAUGAAGACUGCGAGAUGUUAGUGCACAGUUUUUCCGCGAUGGACCGCCACGAUGGCACCAGCAACGGGACAGCCAGGCUACCUCAGCUGGGCGGCGUGGGCCAGAGUCCCUACACGAGCGCCCCUCCGCUCUCCCACACGCCGAACUCGGACUUCCAGCCGCCGUACUUCCCACCGCCCUACCAGCCCAUCUACCCGCAGUCUCAGGACCCGUACUCGCACGUCAACGACCCGUACUCCCUGAACUCGCUGCACGCCCAGCAGCAGUCGCAGCACCCGGGCUGGCCGGGCCAGAGGCAGGGCCAGGAGAGCGGCUUGCUGCACCAGCACCGCAGCCUGCCCCACCAGCUGUGCCGGGAGUACCGCAGGGAGGUGCUCCUACCGUCCGGCCACGGCAUCGAUACCGGACUGUCGGACUCUAUCCCCAUCCAUGGAAUACCUCACCCUUUAGAUGACGUUCAGCCUGUUGAGGAUCAAGGAAUACACAUUCCCGACCAGACUGUAAUUAAAAAAGGUCCAGUGUCUUUAUCCAAGAACAACAGCGUCUCCGCCAUCCCCGUAAAUAAGGACGGUCUUUUCGGAGGAGUGGUCAACCCGAACGAGGUGUUCUGCUCGGUUCCGGGUCGCCUGUCCCUCCUCAGCUCCACAUCAAAGUACAAGGUCACGGUGGCGGAGGUGCAGAGACGCCUCUCGCCGCCCGAGUGCCUCAACGCCUCUCUGCUGGGCGGGGUGCUGAGAAGGGCCAAGUCUAAGAACGGGGGGAGAUCCUUGAGGGAGAAGUUGGACAAAAUCGGGUUGAAUCUACCUGCGGGCAGACGCAAGGCAGCCAACGUCACCUUGCUGACGUCACUAGUCGAAGGCGAAGCGGUGCAUCUUGCCAGGGACUUCGGUUAUGUAUGCGAGACCGAGUUUCCAGCCAAGGCAGUAGCUGAAUAUGUAAACCGUCAGCAUUCCGACCCAAACGAACAAGUCCAAAGAAAAAACAUGCUGUUGGCCACGAAGCAAGUCUGCAAGGAGUUCACAGACCUGCUGUCCCAAGACCGCUCGCCCCUGGGGAACUCUCGGCCGCAGCCCAUCCUCGAACCGGGAAUCCAAAGCUGUUUGACCCACUUCAGUCUCAUCUCGCACGGUUUCGGGACCCCGGCGCUGUGCGCGGCCGUCACGGCCCUCCAGAACUAUCUGACCGAGGCGAUCAAAGCCAUGGACAAAAUGUACCUCAACAACAACCCAAACAGUCACUCAGAUAACGGCACUAAAGGCGGAGACAAAGACGAGAAGCACAGAAAGUGAUGUUUUCCUCCUCACCUCAACCUUUCAACCCGGGGGAGAGAGGGGGGAGAGAGGGGGGAGAGGAGCGGAGGGGCCAACGCGCCAGGGCGCCCCUUCUUCUGCACCGACCCAUACAGCCUCCCCUCGCCCCCGCUCCUCACCCAUCCGAUAUAAAUAUUAUAAAUACCUUAUAAAUAUUAUUGAUAAAGUUAAACGUGCCACUUCCUGAUCUGAUCUUGCGCCGGUUUUACAUUGUUUUCUGUUUUUCCACCUCCUUCUUUGGAUUCAAACGGGAAGCGACGCAAGAAUCUUCUUCUUCUUCUUCUUCUUCCUCCUCCAACACCUGAACGAUCUGAAACGUUAUUUUGAGAAAAAAAAAAAGAAAAGAAAAGAAAAAUACACUAGGAAAAGAGGAAAAGAAGCUGCAGAGAAACAGCUCCAGGGCGAGGGGAAAGGUGUACUGCCUCACCCAGAAGACUUUUUAUGAACCCCCCUCACCACUCGCCCCCCUCCUCCUCUUCCUCCCGCCUCCUGUUUUUUUAUGAGCUGCAACGAAUGGACUGAAAUCCAGCGACCCCUUCUCUAUAUCUCACUUUUACGAUUGUGACUAGAAAAAAAAAACGAGAAAAGAAAAGAAAAACGAAGCUAAAAGAGGAUGCAUUCUUAUCAGUAUUGUGAAUAAUAAACUUGAAAAAGCAAAGAGAACCUUCACAGCUCUCCAUGUCAUGACUUCAGUUGUAGACUCCCCUCUCUUUCUCUCUCUCUCUCUCUCUCUUUCUCUCUCUCUCGCUCUUUCUCCGAGCGACCAACUUGAACUUUAUUUUUAAUUUUUAUUUUUUUUAUUUUUGUUCGUUUGAAUUUCAACACGGUUCACGGUUAUAUAAGGGAAUCCGUGUUCAUGUAUGUAUAUAUUUAUUUAUGUGUAAUUUAAUGGGAAUUGUAAAUAUGGUGCGUCUGUUGAAACUUCUUUUUUUUAUUUAUCUGGUGCCUCCUGUUUUAGUGGGUUUUGAAUAUUCGGUUAGUUCUUCAUGUGAUUUUUAUGGUUCUAGAAAACAGAAGUUUUGGGGUAUUUUUUUUUAAUUAUUAUUAUUAAUAUUAUAAUUUUAUUUCUCUGGGAUAUUUCGAUUCAGCCCUCUUGUAGCAUGUUGAGGUGACACUGAAGCAAGUGAACAAAUUUUAAUAGAAAUAAACUUCCAAUUUCACUCAAUAUAUUUCAACUUAUUCCGUUUUUAUUCUUUGACCCCCCCCCCCCCCCCCCCCCCCCCCCCUACCCCGAGGACAUUUUCGUUAUUUUGUGUGUCUAAUUUGCGUUUUUGGAGACGAGCUUCUAUGUGUUGUGCCAAUCAGAAUACGUUUCACCUCUUGUUCUCUUUUUGAAGCACCAUAAAAGCAAUAAAUUGAAUAUUGUCCACCCCCCCGCCCAAGUGUUCGAAAAGACAUUCAGAAACAUUUUCUUUUCUAAUUCUUUUUUGGGACCACCUGCUAUCUUGUUCUAUGUCCGAUUCUGUCCUAAAUUGGAGGCGGUUUUAGCUGUGUUGUAUAGACAUGUGCUGGCAAUAGUUCCUAUGCCUGUCAAUGUAUUAUAGUCCUUUGUUGCCCAGAAAAAAAUAAAUAUUUGAUACGCUUCA